CUCUGCAGCUAUAUUUACGGCAAGGACAUUCCAGCCACUCCCCUUUCACUGUUUCUGUUUAACGUUGGUAAGUGGCAAGACACGGUUUGGCAGGAAAGAAAAAGAUUUUUGUCUCCUUACAUCCCUUUCGAGGAGAAGUUUAUUGGUGAAGUGUUUGGAAUGGGCGAAGUUGAAGUACGUUACACAGGUAGCUUUCGGGCUGGACUGCAAUCCUUGGGGAUGUCCGGAUCCGACAAUGACAUGAUGUACAUCUACAAAUCCAUAAGGGUAAACACCACUCAGAAAGCAAGUACUACAGACCAUUUAACCAUUAAAAGUUCUGAUCAGCCAGGUCAUGUAUAUCUGAGGGUUAACGUCCCCAAGUCAGUUUUUAUACAGUCAUAUCACAGGAUUGUUUUAAACGUGCAAGCGGACAACUUUGGUUUCCCAUCUCCAGGAGAGGUUGACAAAAUCUUAGAUGAAUCGGGGUUGCAAAAUCUACAAGAGGGGUCGUGUGAAUUUUUUCUCUCAUCCGAAGUCUUUACCGAGCUUCAUUCUCGUUUCAACUAUUUUCGGUUCGGCGGUUGGGUGACCUUUCAACAGUCUGGUCCAGCUUCAACUGUACGCUGGAACAUUUCCACAUUGCCUAAUUACGUGAACCUUGGGCCCCUGGAUAAUGUGUUCGCUCUUCACUGUCCCUCUUGGCCAGAAGAGGCAUCUAGUUGGCUUAAAAGGGAAAGAAAGUUUGGCUUCCCUAGGGACGAUGUUGUCAAAAAGAUGUUAGACUACGGAGUCGACCUUGUCCCCAAGCCCAGAAAAAUGGAGCACCCAUCCUCAUACCAGAGAAGAAAAACGUUUAUGUGGAGGCUUUCGUUUUCCGUCCCUGAGCUGUUGCUUGUCAAUUCCUGGAAUGAAGCCCAAAGGAUCUGCUACAGGUACGCUAAAACGCUGAUGAAGACAAAUCUUAAACACCUGGACAUUCCAAGUUAUUGUGGCUUAAACGUAAUGUUUUGGCUGAUCGAACAGACGAACCCAGCCCACUGGGUUGGUCAUCAUCUUGUCCUUUCGUUGCAGAUGUUUUUUAAAAAUUUGGAGCGAUGUUGUCUGGACGGUUUUUGUUCUCAUUAUUUCAUACCUGAGAACAACCUAUUCAUAGAUAUUUCUCAGGAUAAACUGCUCAAGGGAUCACAGACCUGUAGGGACAUCAGUCAGAACUUGUACGUUCAUCUCUGGCUAGAUGAAGGAAUUUGGUGCUAUUUGAGUGGACUUCGCCAAAUCACUUGGCAUUCAUUUAAUUCCUCAUCAACAUUGUGCAAAAUGUGUGAUGAGAACAUAUUGGCGGAGUUUUUGGAGAGGUGGUCGCGGGCCUUAUCAGACUUGCAACGGUCUUGCGAGAGAAGUUUUCGGAUUUAUUACUGCUUAAAAGUGUAUAGAGAAUUGGCUCGUGCCUGGUGUGCGUCAGAGCAAUACCCUCAGCGAAGGGAAUUCAUCCUCAAGGCUGUGAGAACAUUUCUGCACGACUCUCGCAAAAGACAACAAACGGCAGAGGAGCAGUUCAUUGCUGACAGUGUUUGCUUUGCAAACCUGAGGUGCUUGAGGGCCUAUUUCCAUGAGGUUACAUCCGUCUCAGAAUGGCGCUUUUUCUACCGAAAGGAGUUAAUCCAACUGCAGCAAGAUCUAUUUCAUCGAAAGGACUUUCAGGGCUCUGUCAAUGUAGCUCUUCAUUUUUACUUGCAUGGAAACUUUGAAGCUGCAGUAAGAGUUUUAAAAAGUGACCCUUUGACGGAUGAAACUGACAAUAGUGCGCAAAGUAUUCCAGUAUUUUCUCCUUUCGAUAAAAGUUCUGCUGACCCAUUCAUCAGAGAAUUUCCCUUCAAAGGACACGCAUUUUACUGUCCAGAGAUCGUCGUUCGUUGGUACCUGUUGUGGAAAUGCUACCUUCUGAUGGACACAAACGACACGGAACGAGCUGCCUUGGCUCAAAGGAAGCUCAGAGAGCUGGAUCUCUGCAAUUUAUAUCAAGAAAACCUCAGAAUAAUGAAACCAUUAUUUGAACCGUUUGGGAGAUAUUUGAAAGACCUUGCUAUCCGACAUAUGGACAGGUCAUGA
This is a messenger RNA of Porites evermanni, 2088 nucleotides long. NCBI's taxonomy places the organism in Eukaryota, Metazoa, Cnidaria, Anthozoa, Scleractinia, Poritidae. The record is from the annotation of a GenBank genome assembly.